This is a messenger RNA of Nymphalis io (European peacock), 5997 nucleotides long. RefSeq lists its product as uncharacterized. The record is from RefSeq and is a predicted model, not a curated record. The transcript has 7 exons. Gene Ontology annotation, biological process: tRNA methylation. Lineage: Eukaryota; Metazoa; Arthropoda; Insecta; Lepidoptera; Nymphalidae. Bases 16 to 4272 code for a protein of 1418 amino acids. Gene Ontology annotation, molecular function: tRNA (guanine) methyltransferase activity; RNA binding.
CAAUUAAAUUUUAUAAUGGAAUCAGCUACAGAAAUGUUAUCCUUUAUGGAUUUACUUGACUUGGAUGAGGAAAUAAUAGAUGAUAAAGCAAAAAGUAUAAUGGAUCGAAAUACUUUUGCUAAUAAACACUUAUUGAAUUUCAUAAAUUUGCUGCAGUAUAAGCAGUUAAUUAAUACACGAGAAAACAGUGAGUGUAGUAAUGAAGAGGAAUAUAACUUUGUUGCAAAACUCAUACACAAUAUGAACGAAGAUAAUGUCGAUAUUAUAUGUAAAAUAAUUACAAUGGUACUAAUGUUACACCCAAGUAGUAUUAGAAAUAAAUCCGAACAUCUGAUACAACAAAUAAUGGCCGAUAUGUAUCUACCAUCACCUAAACAAACAUUGAUAACUGACUAUGAAAAUGAAAAUCUCCAGAUGACAUGGUUACAAUUAAAAAUUUGUGUAAGCAUUUUAGAUGCAGUCAUAUCAAGUCAUACAAAGCUAAUGUUACCGUUUCUUGAAAUUUCUCUUGAGAACAUAAUUUUUUCUAAAAAUGAAAAGUUACGAUUAUAUUUCCUUACACAUGCUGUGUCACGAUUCUUUGAAGCCAUCACAGGGUACAACAUACUCGACAGAAUAUGGAACUGUCUCAGAGAAGCCAAAGGGAAUGUCAGUAUGAUUGCAUUACAAGUGCUAUGCUGCCUUUCCAAUUAUUAUCUACCAGUUGCAGAAAAAUCCAGUAAUAUCCUUUUGGAAUCCAAUGUAAUUUUCAGCAGUGAGUUUUGGGAUUUUGUACUUUCUGGAUUAUUAAAUAGAGAUGUAGAUAAUACACACAGGAAAAAAUCAAUAUAUUUAGCUAAAAGAGCCAUCGAUUGUGCAUUUAUUGCCGAUAAAAAUAUCAGCAUAAGGUCUACGAGUACUUUUAUUUGGGAAAGAAGAAAUAAAAUGAACCUAAAAACUUACUGGGAUAAUUAUUUUAUAUUAAUAGACAGCUUAGAAGAGAAACAGAGCAAUAUUGUUUUACCGUCUUUGAAAUUAUUUCAGACUAUUAAAGGUAUUGGUCAUUGUUGGUUAAACUGUGCAUUUUGUAUUGGCUUGCGUCAUGAUAAUGCCAAAGUGCGUUUUCAAUGUUUGCAAUAUCGCAUGCGAAUGAAUAUUACUAGCGAAUUGGAAGCUGUGUCUAUAUUUGAAGCUAUUAAUGAUGUUAAUUUAUUUGAAAAUGAGGCCGAAUAUAAAUCUCUUGAAAUGGAAUUUAAAAAUAUUUUAAACAACACUGAUACAUUGAUUAGAGUACUUAAAGCUGUUCCAUUGAUAAAAUGGUCUCCUGUACCCUUAUAUCAUUUGACAACUACCUUAUCCGAAAGCCGUUUUAAAGGAUUAUUAGAUAUCAAUUCUUCAAUUCUCAAGGAGAUUAUAGGCAAUAUAUUAAAAAUACCAUGCAAUAAUAUUAUAAUAAGAAAAGCUAUUCAAGUCAAUAUGUCACAUUUUAUUGAAAAUAAUUGUUGUCAGUUCACAUACAAGGAUUAUAUGGAUAUAUAUCCACACUUGCAUUUAGAUCUUGGAAUGUAUAACACAUUAGCCGAGUUCAUCAAAAAUCAACUUUUGAUACCAGAUAUUGAAGAGUUUUUGUUUUCGCUACCAUAUUCACACUUGAAUAUAGAAUUUGCUUUAACAUACUUUGAAGGUCAUGAUAAUAGUAAAUUUAUAAAAUUAAUUAAUGAAAUCGUAAAAGAAAUACAGAAUAUAAAUAACAGACAAUAUUCUGACAAAAAUGAAUGCUUAAAUUAUGUAGUUUUCAUAGUGCAACUGUAUAAGAAAGCCAUAAAAUAUAAAUGUGCACUUUAUAAAAGAUUAGACAGCUAUGCGCCGAAAACAUUGGAAGUAAUGAUGCAGUUUGUUGCAACUUUAAUCACAAAUAAUAUAACUUUUGAUAUUGAAAAGAUUACCUUGCUCUUUGAAGGCUUGGAUUAUAUAAAUUUUCAUAUUAAAGGCACUAAUGAAAAUGAUUAUUUACUAAAACUAUAUAAAUCGACAAUAUCGAUUUUAAAAAACGAAUCUACUGAUUUAAACAUGAAAGUUCUCAGUAUAUUUAUUUUUAAUACAUGCUUGAAGAAUCCUUUUUUCGUGGAAAAAUAUGAACAGGAAUUGCUGGAUGAAGAAGACUUCGUAAACAUGAUUCAAAAUGUGGAAUUUAAUGAAAAUACGUACAUAGAGAAUAGUGGUCGCUUGCGGAAUCUAUUUCAUGAGAAAUGCUGUGAAAUAGUCUACUUUUUUGCAUCCGAUUCAUAUUGCGAGAUAAAUAAUGACAUUUUACUUUAUAUUUACGACGUAUUAGAUAGCGGAGGUUACGGAUGCUUAAAUUGGAUCCUUAAGAUAAUAAACAAAGUACUUCCAUCGAUAUUAGGUGACAGAAAAAUCAAUUUCAAAGUAACGGAUUUUUUAAACCGAAUGUGGAAUGAAAUUGAAGAAUUAAAAUCUAAUAGUCAAUAUAUAAAAUGCGUCCAAGAGUUUGUCAUUUUACUUACACAGCAUGUGUUACUUAAUCAACCAGCUUAUAACAAUAUAAUUAUUUUGUAUUCUAACAAAAUAUUAGAAUAUGCUGUUAUUAAGAAUGCACCUUUAUUCUGCUUAGUAAAGCAAAUGGAUCAAAUUAAUGUGUCUGCAUAUAAUCAUUUGGUCUAUAUCCUGUGCGAUAUUCUAGUCUAUGGCUUCGUACAAAAGAAAGAUCACAGAAUUGCUGAUCGAGUGUCUAUUGAUAUAAUAGAAAACAAAAAUUAUGGUAUAAAAAAUGAAGAAUUCAUUGUUAGUUCUCAUAUAAAAGUUGUGGCAGUGUCCGUACUAAGUAAAAUAGUCGAUCCAGUAAUUCUUAACACAGUAAUAUCUCGUAUAAUAUCGAAAGUUGAGGAUUUGUUCAAAAAUAAGCAACGUUACUAUGGCAACUCCGUGCACGAUCAGUCAUUACAAGCAGCUAUACAAUGCUUGAUUUUUAUACUUUUUAAAAGUAGAAAAGUUGAUUUGGAUAGUACUGUGACAUGGGUCCUAAAAUUCUUGGGGAAAAUACCUCACCAACCCCUCGUAAGGGGGUACUUUGAGUGGUACAUUGCUCUGGUAUAUUAUCACAAGGAUUACAUUAUAAAUGAUAAAGUUCUUAACAUAUUUAAAGAAAAUAAUGUGCCAAUACAAUCGCAAUUUACUUUAUUGUAUAUUCUUUUAUCCCACAAAAUAAGACAUGCUAACUGUCGAAAUGAGGAUUUUGAAUGCGUCAUGGAUUUUUACCUUGCGAAUAUUAUGGGCCCUAUUUAUAGUACACGAUUGUACGCUCAGUUUUUAUCAUCGAAACUUCUGGAAGUGGCGACUUUUCUAACGAAUGACGUUUUAAACCGCGAAAAAUAUUCAUACAGUAUAGAUGUUAUACGAAAAACUUUACAAGAAGCCGAAGAAGCAAAGGAAAAAGCUUAUAUGAAAAUUAUUAGUGAAUAUUUUUUUACUUAUUUCAACAUAAUUGAAGAUUUAACACCAUUUGCCAUAUAUUGGGGCUUGCCGCAGAUUUGCAAUGGCUACGAUGAGAUAAUUGAGGCCAAAUUUGUGUCGAAUUAUCUCGCUGAUAUAAGUGAAUGUAUGACUGAGGAACCAGAUGAUAAAUUAUUCAAAGAAUGGAAAGAAAGUCAUAAGUAUAAUUGGUUUAAAAAGCUACCGAAAAUGCCGACACUAGAAGAAUGCAACUUGUUUAAUACUUUGGAAGAAGCUCAGGCUGUUCAAAAGAAAUAUGUUCCAUGGAAAAAUAUGACCGAUGUAGAGGAUUACACUAAUGAGAAAAAAAAAAAAAAGUGUGAUCUAAUAGUGGUGGCUUCGCUUAUCGAUAAACUACCAAAUCUAGGAGGAAUGGCUAGAACGAGCGAGGUAUUUGGUGUCCAGACUUAUGUAGUCGACAGUAUGAGGCAUUUGCAAGACAAGCAGUUCCAAGGAUUGAGUGUGUCAGCAGAACGUUGGAUUAACGUUGAGGAGGUGCGUCCUGGGCAGCCCUUGAAGCAAUAUCUGAUGAAGAAGAAGGCUGAGGGCUUUUCUAUCGUGGCAGCUGAACAGACGUCAAGCAGCAUGCCACUGCAAAAAUUUAAAUUCCCGAAGAAAACUCUUCUGUUACUGGGACACGAGAAAGAAGGCAUACCCUGUGACUUGCUGCCCUUAAUGGAUCAUUGUGUGGAAAUACCGCAGCAAGGAGUCAUUCGUUCCCUGAAUGUGCACGUUACCGCCGCCAUAUUCGUUUGGGAAUAUGCACGACAGAAUAUGUUAUAAAUUCAUAUAAGAAUAACUCGUCUAUUACUUAUUAGAAUAUUAUGUGUCUACGAGGGUUGAUCCAAAAAUAAUAAUUUAUUCGUAAUGACUAUGUAAACAAAAGCUGGUAAAUAUUAAUUUAUUUUAAAGCUUUGUCUGUACCAGCAUUUGCCCCCUGUGAUUUCUGCAGCCCAAGCCGUAGUAAGGUCCGACUUUCGAUUCACCGCUAUCUUGUACUUCCACUUUAGCAUUAAAGUAUCCCAUAACAUCAUUGUAGUGGGCCUUCGAGGUGAUGUUGAGGGCCUUUGCGAUGUCUUCGUACAUCGCUUCGACCACAUCAUCAGAGUAUGCCGAAGUUGGCGGAUAUAUCUGCACGCCCUUCAGGGAGUACCUGUCGGAAAGUUUUAGGACAAGAUAUACCAUCCGGUUCGACACACUACUGAUUUCCACAAUGCUUUUUAACUAGAAAACCUACACCAUCCUGGGAGAGGUUAUCACCUUCGCGGAAGUAGAGCAAGUUACGGGACUCUAGACUUAUCGUAUCCUCCCCCCGACUUCGGACUUCAGAUAACCCCAGUAUAUGCUAGUUUUUGUGACUUAACUCUAUUUCUAAUUAAGGUGAUGGUCCAGCCUUAUCGAGCGUCCAUUAUACGUUGCCAUGAAAAGUCGUUUUUUAUGGUAGCUUGCCAUGAACCGGUGAUUCUUCGCACUUCCAGCCUUGCCGAUACUGCGACCGCUACCUUGGUCGGGCCUAACGGGCUUGCCGAUAACUGGGGGCCUUUUUUUGAGCGCAUCUACCAUGUAGGAGGGUUUGCCCAUACUUGCCGCGCUGGGCAGGCGUGUUGGCGGGCGUAGGUAAGAUGUUUACGGGCGAGGUGCUGCUGCCCAACCCCCCUUUUCCCCAUCCCUCAGUCGCCUCUUACGACACUCACGGGAUAAGAUUGGGGGAUUACUAUUCUAAGCUGGCACUCCACGGCAAUCUAUACUAUAUAGAUUUUCUCUAAGCCGAUUACUUUUACGCCUUGUCUUCAGACGAUUUCGAAUGAGUACGCUCUUUUCUUGAAGGUUUCUAUGUCAUAUCGGUUCCGAAAAGUCGCCGGCUAAAGCUGGUUCCACAGAAUGUUUAUGCGAGGCAGGAAAUUACUUUAAAAAAUCGCGCUUUUGUGAAUUUCCAGACAUCGAGUUGGUUUGGAUGGAAUUUAGAAUUCAGACGUAAAUGUGACAGAUGGACAACGUCAGACGUGAUAGAACUUAUCUAUGUUGAAUGCGAUCAAAGUGAUGAAGCUGGUACUGGGGAGACCCUACCCAGAGAUGAGAGUAGUACUCCAUGUGGGAAUGUCCGAAAAUGUCCGAAUUUGCGCCUUGUAGAGUUUUAGGCGAGUUGACGACGUGAAUUGCUCGCCUUGUUGAGCAAAACAAGGCUUUUAGACCAUAUUUGGCAAAACUUCCAAUUGACGGAAUUAAAUGAUAUUCGAAAUAUCAAUUGACACCAAGCUGUGGCAACGAAUUCGUCGUCAAACGUCCGUAUCUCAGAGGUAACUAAUCACUCGUUAAGACUAAUUUCAAUAAAUGUUCAAGUGCAUUUUGUCUCGUUUCGCCCACAGAUAUUCUAAUGAAAUUAUGACUAGCGAAGAUUAUGAUGAAUUUUUGUCUUACAAAACCCGAAUAUCAUUACUUUUGGAUCUCCCCUCUUAUUACUCAAAUGUCAAAUAAUUCAAAAGAAAGAUUUAAAUAUUAUUAAAUUAA